AUGUUGACUCUCGGCGGGCACCGACCUGUGAGAAUCCGGGUGGGUUGCGCCGGCGUUUACCAUGUGGCGCGGCGCGCACGGCGAGGGCUUGUUCCAUCGCACUUGCCCCUGAGGAGAAGGCUGCUAUUGGAGGCAAAGCGUGCCGGAAGAUCCCCAGCCGCUGGCCUCAACGACAGCGAUGACGAGUCCGCAGAGGCGUCACAGGCCCGCGGCCCCCUCCCUCCUGACGGAGCGGACGACCUGCAAUUCUGGGAGGCCCAGCUGUCCCAGUUGAGCUUUCGGGAGUUGCAGCUGGAGCUCCGAGACCGCGGCCUCAGCGCCGGCGGCCGUAAGGACGAGCUUGUUACACGCCUGGCUGAGGCCCGGCUCCAGGAGAGCAUGAUGGCAUCGGACGGCAGUGAGGAGAACCCCGAUCAGCAACAAGAAGAACAACAACUACUACAAGACGAGGAGGACGUGGAACUAGACGAGGGGGAGCUUUUGGAUGCCGUACUGGACCGUUUGGAGGAAAUGCCGUACAAUGAUCUUCGGCGGAUGUGCGCGCAGCGGGGCCUCGACGUGUCUGGCAAGAAGCCCGAUUUGCAGGAGCGGCUCGCGCAAGAUUUGCUGCAGUCCGGGGAAGAUCUGGAGCCGCUUUUGGGUAUCAGGAACGUGGCCACGGAACUACCAGGGGAGGAGGAGGAGCAGGAGGAGGAGGAAGAGGUGCCUGGCUCUUCUCCGUCCGCACUCCCCGGUCUGUCCGACGACCCCGCCUCGCUGCUUCCGGAGCUGCUUCCUUUGAAGGUUUCGGAGCUGGCCGCCCUCCUGCGGGACUACGGAGCUCCCACCCGGGGCAACAAGCAGGAGCUGGCGAUGCGGCUGGCGGAGUGCAUGGUGGCGGAGGUGAAGAAGGAGAUUGGUGCUGGUCGUGGAGGGACAGUGCCUUCGCGGCAGUACGACGAUGAGGACGAGCAGGAAGAGUACGACGAGGGCGAGGCUGAAGAGGAGGAGGACGUGGUGCAGUUCGACCCGGCGGCGAUUUCCCCUUCAGAUCGCAAAUUGCUGUUGGCCGAGAUAUCGGGGCCACUUUAUCGACAGAAUGUGAACAUGACACGGCAAAAGCUGUUCAAUACUUUGAAGCAGUUGCAGCGCAACCCGAGCUACCAGUCCAAGCCUGUGUUGUUGGACCAGCUGGUCCGUUUCCAAGCAGAGGAGAAACUGGAGGAGGAGAUUAGGGACGCCCAGCUUGAUCCCGCCGCCGCGCGUCGCUUACUGGACCGCUUGGAGGCGUUACGGUCACAACCUCCAGGUUCCUCCACUCAGGCGAUGGAGGGGGAGUCGGGCGACACUGGCGCUGGGUCGCCGCCGCCUCCCAGCACCAUUGAUUACGACCAGAUCGCACCUGUGGAUGUACGGCGAAUGCGAGUGGAAGAUCUUCGCGAUGCACUAAGACACUUUGGCAUGGACAGCUCCGGAAACAAGUACGACAUGCAAGAACGACUUCUCGUGUAUGUGACUAUGCACGGCAAAAGCCGAGGUCGCGGUCGGCCACCUGGUCCUGGAGCCGCUGCUGGCGCGGCUGGCGGUGGUGCCGCCCUCUCGACCCGCGACGCCGAACGCGCAGAGCGCGCCGCCUCAGCUCGAUUAGAGGUGGUCUUGGGCAUGUCUGUUCGGACGUUGCGCGAGGAGCUGGACAAGCUGGGGCUGCCCACUUCGGGCGAUCGCCUGGAGUUGCAGUCCAGGUAUUUGGCAGCUUUACGAAAGACCGGCACACAAGCAGCUUCAGACGCUGGUGCUGCCGGGGCCAAGGACGGGGCGGACGUAGCUGCUGCGGAGGCAGCAGGCCUUCCGCCUUUGGUUUCGGAGGCCGAGGCUGAGGCGCGUCGGUUGGUGGCGUUGGCGGAGCUGCCCGUGGAGCAAAGGGCGGCGGCAGUGGUUUCGGCGCUGAUGGGGGAACCGCAGCGGUUGAUUACGUUGGGCAUGGAGGCGCCCGUUGAUGUGGCCGUGGUGGCGGGUAGCACUCCAGGCCGCCUGGACCUGGCCCAGCGCUCCCUGGAGUCGGCGCGAGCCCUCCUUGACCACUUGUACACCGCCCACAUGCCCUCCCCCAUGGACCAAAUGGUAAGGCCCCAAAGGCCAGAGGCGGCGGAAGAGGAGGCGGCGGAAGGAGAAGCGGCAGCAAACACACAGGAGGCAGGCCGAGAUCGCCGCAAGACCGGAAAAAGCGGCCCGAAGGCGGCAGUGGAGAUAGUGGAGGAGGAAGACCAGCCGGAGCUGGAUGCGACAUUGUCGUACGCGCCGACGGCUGGCGGCGUCGCGCGCCCGCCGCAGGGCGUGGUGGUGUCGGUGUGGUGGCUCGAUGGCGCGACGGGCCAGUCCACGCUGCUGUCGCCGGCGCAGGUGUACGCCGCGACGGCGGCGGAGUUGGCGGCGGGAUGCCUGCCUGCUGUACACCGGGAGCUGCUUGCCGUACCGCCGCCGAGUCCGCUGAGCUUGGACGUGCCGGUGCUGGAUGGACCCGUGCAGCCCACGGCGGCGGCAGCCGCCUCCGCCAGUGGCGGCAGCGGCGGCGGCGGCGGCGGCCCUGUUUUUUUCCCCGACGUGUCUUCCUUGGCCGCACACCUUCGCGGUGCGGCGCAUGUGGUGUUCCCGUCUGUGCCGGUGGGCUCGGAGCUGUACGGAUCUCUGCAGGGGGCGCUGCAGGCGGCGGGAGUGCCGCAUGUGGGCACGGGGGCAGAGGCGGCGGCACUGGCUCAUGACCGCCUCGAGUGCGUCUGGGGGCGUGCGUCCGCGGUUCUUCGUCGGUUGGAAUCGUUGUCGUACCCUGUCGUACCGCAACUGGAGGUUGGCGUGGCGGAUGUUGUGGUGGCGGUACGAGAAGCCGCAGCGCAGCCGCAGCCGCCGCCAGCGGCGGAGCAAGGCGGUGACGACGACGACGACGAGGAGGAGGAGGGGGAGGAUCCCGAAGAUGAGGCGGCGGCGCUAGUGGUGGCGGCUGCUGCUGCGGUGGUUCGCGACAAGGUGUUGGCCUGGUGUACGGAACAGGGUUUCGAUCCCGAGCGGCAGCUCUUUUUGGUCCGUCCACGUCACUCGCUGAGUUCGCCUUCAGCGGCCGACGCCGACACCGCACUUGGCGUUGAGCGAGUGGUUGAGUUGCUGAGCGCACCGCUGACGGAGUCCGUACUAGAAGCCUCCUCCUCCACCUCUUCCUCCACCUCUUCCCGGUAUCGGGAGUCGUUGGCGCUGGAGGCGGCUUCAACGGUUGUGUUGGAGCCGGCACCGGCUUCCACUUCGGCUCGCUUCAUUUGCACCGUGGUGGAAACUCCAGAUGGUCCUGUGGCGUUACUGCCGAGCGAAAUCGAACUGUACGACACUGAGAUUGAGAUUUUGAAGCACAACGCUGAUAUGGCCGAAUGGGCGGCGCUUCGUGAGGGCGCCGACGAUGACCAAGUGGCGGCGGCGCGUUCCGAUUCGCUCGCGAUCGAGCCGGAGUCCUGGCGAGCGGUAUUUGACCCACGGGUCACUAUGCCCGCUAUUUCCUCUGUUCGUCUCCACACGCCGCCACGCUUCAGUCGCAAGCUAACGCAUGCCGUACGGCAUGCCGCGGCUCGGUUGUUUGGCGAGCUUGGGUUGCGAGAUGUGGCGACGGUGGAGGGUUGGGUGGACCUUCCGGCACGGUAUGCGGAUACGGUCGAGGAGACGAUGGGGGGCAAGGGCGAGGAGGUGGAUGACGUGCCGACGUUGUACGACCCGGAUCCGUUUAUUUUGGCGCGGAUCGCGGAGCAGGAGUUGGAACGCAUUGCGGCGGAUCCCGCCCCUCUGGAAGAGUACUACGACUACGGCAGCAGUUGGCAUGCGAACCUGUCGGUGUUUAACCCGGCGAUUCGGCUCAACGGCGCCACCAACGGCGAGGGCGCUACCGUACGAUUCGCUGGCGUGGCGGUGGACCUGCCGCUUGACGGCCGCCACCCUGCCGUACUGCAAGCGGCGGAGGUGGGCCUCCCGCAUGCUGCCUUGCUCCGAAACCUCGCCAAUAAUGCCCUGCGGCGGGCGGCUGUGGCAGGCGACCGCCGGGCGCUCGUCCCAUCGGAGCCGUACAGGUCGCCGGAGGAGGCGCAAGAGGCGGCGGCAGUGGAGGCGAUCCUGGAGGCGGCGUCAGCGGAGGUGCCGCCAGCGGCGGAAGAGUGGGCAGGUCCAGUGGAGGAGGUCGAGGAAGCGGAGGACGGCGCUGAGGGGGCUGCAAUGCUGAAGGAGGUGGAGGAAGCGGAGGAGAGGGCGGAGGAGGAGGAGGACAGGGUGGGGCUGGCGGCGGCGGCAGCGGCGGCGGCGGCGGCGGAACCCUUGGAGGUGGGACCGGAGCCGCUGCAGCUGCCAAUGCCGCCGCAGCUGCCGCUGUACCACACUGCCGUACUACAGCACCUGAGGGAAGCUGACGAGUACGACAUGUGGAUCGAGGAAAUGGAUCCGGAUCAUUGGGAGGAUGCCGACGGGCCAGCAAGGGUCCAGAUGAUGGCCGACGCUGUGGAGGAGCAAAUGGAGGAGGCAACUGGCCUUCCAAGAGGGGUAAGGGGAGGUAGGGGUGUUGGGGGUGUUGGGGAGCUAGUGUUGAGUUAUAGGCGGUACGGCAACGACCCCAACCCUGUUGCGGCGGACAUGGUGUCUGCGGUGGCUCUGGAUGGUCACCGAAUGGCGCUCGAUGCCGCCGUAGAUGCAUUGGGGGAUUUCGGCGACACGUUGUCCGAGAUUAUGAGCUCCAUGCCGCUAGACGAGGCGUUGGAAGCGGAUGCCGAAAUUCCCCUGACCCGCGUAAAGGAGUUGCCGUACCCAGACGAGCGGCUGCCGGACGGCAUCGACGGUACGGCAGCCGAUCCUCGUGUCGUGGCAGCCUGGCAAAUGGCCGCCAUCUGCGAACUGGCGCGGCGACAUGGCUGGGAGGCAGUGGAGGCGGUUGACGCGGAGGAGGAGGAGGCCGAGGCGGCGGCUGCGCGCGCUGCAGCGGGGGUUCCGGAGCCCACUCCGGAGGAGGAGGAGGCUGCUGCUGCCGCGGCUGCCGAGGAGCAAACCGUGUUGGAGGCCAUGUGUGACAACGACGACGAGGUGAUGGAGCUGAGGACUGGGCUCAUUACUCCGGUGCAGCUGUACCUGCGGUUCCGGGAGCGUCAAGCUCGCCGAGCUCCUACCUCACAUCCUCUCGCACUUGCCGGCGGUGUCGCCUCGGCAUCCGCGUCUUCCGCUCCUUCCUCCUACUCUGCUGGCGCCGAGGGCGAGUUCGAGUUCGAGGAGGGUGAAGAGCUUGAGGGCGAGGCUGCCGACGAGGACGAGUACGAAGGCGAGGACGAGGAACAGCUAGGCGAGGAUGAGGAGGGUGAAGAAGGAGAAGAUGAAGAUGAGGUGGUAGAGGCGGCGGGUGAAGUCCAGGUGUUCCUGCCUCAACCCGAGGAUGCGGUGGCUCCGGAGCCGGGCAGCGAGGCGGCGGCGGCGGCGGCCGCCGCGGCGUCGUUUGGUUCCGCCAGCUCGGGACCUGGCCUGGAGGGCCCUACGGCGUACACUUGGAAUUUGCCGCCUGAUGAUGCGGUAGAGCUGCCGGUGUUUGCGAGUGCCGGGCUGACGGCGGCGGCCAUGGCGGUGCAGGCGGCAGUGGACGGGGAGGAGGGCAGUUUGGCGCGGCAGGUCGCGGCGAGCGCGAGGGAGAAGCUGGACGGUGAGGAGCUGGAGGCGUUGGCGAUGAUGGAGCUGGGAUUCGAGGCCACGCCGGUGGAUCGGGACUCGGAAACCGGUUUACCAGUUAUUGCUGCCAUAGGGCCCUCCAUGGACGGCCUAAAUCAGGAGCUCAUCCUGGAUCCAUUCGGAGGCGGACUGGCGGAACUGCCCACAUUCCGGCCGCUUGCAGCUGUUUUGUCGGCGGACAGAAUCGAACCGGCGACCUCUCCAUCCUCAACUGCUACUGCUGAUGGGUUGGACGACGAUGAGCAGAGCGGCGGGCGCGUGGGAUUUGUAGAUUGGGAGGAUGAGGACGGGUUUGCGCACGGGGUGGCACGGGCCGCAGCCGCCGCGUCGUCGACGGCGACUGUACGGCGUGUCCCGGCUUCCACUGCCGACGACGACGUCGCCGGCGGCGAGGACGACGACUACAACGCCGACGACGCUGACGUUGCUGAUGUGGACGCCGACGUCGCCGACGAGGAAGAGGAAGAAGACGAAGAGGAGGAGAUUACGGAUCAUGGGCAGUAUCAUCACCCCACGGUGCCGUUGGUUGCUGAGGCGUUGGCGACGGGUGACUUGGCGGGUGCGGAGCUGGCGGCGCUGGUUCCCCCGAUGAAUCCCACCCGUGUGUGGGUGGUGGUGGGCGGUGAUGGUCACUGGGGUCGCGAGGCCGGUCUACUGGCGGGAGCGAAUGUGAUCUCGAAGCUGUCCAAGUACCAAGACCUCGUGGUUGAGCCCUUCCUGCUGGUGCCCUUGGGGGAGGGCCGGGACACGGAGGCGCGGAGAGCCGAGCUGUUGCGACGUCGUACAGAGUUCAUAGCGGGGCUGGGCAUGGACCCGGAGGAGGACCUGCCCCCGUCUAUGUCGGUUGAUUUGUUGAGGGUGACUCCGCCAAUGGAGACGGGGAGGCCCGAGACGCAGUGUAUCUACGCGGUCACCCUGGCCACAAUUUCCCGGCCAAGUGUCCCGGAGGCCCUUUCCUCCCUGGAGCGCACUGCCGCCCGGGAGGGCGUGGCCCUGCACGCCCUCAGCGAGAUGCAGCGGCAGCAGCGGGCGGUGCAUUGCGACGUGCAGGCGGAGCUGGCGGCGGCGGGAUUAGAGGGUGUUGCCUCCAUGUGGGAUGACAACGUGCUCGGUCAGCCGGGGCCCCCGCCCGCCCGCCCCCUGGACCUGGAUACCUUCGCCGAGGACGCCCGGCGGGAGGGCGCGGUGGUGCUGGUGGCGGGGCGGGGGGAGAUGGCGGAGUGCGGUCACCUACAGGUGCUGCUGGAGCUCAAUGGGGUACCCUGUGUGGGUCCUGGCAGCCAGCAGAUGUCGUGGCUGUGGGACCGAACGGAAGCGGCGGAAAUGCUGCAGGACCUUCACGCUCAGGGUGUGGAUACGCCGCCACGUUUCCUGUUGCCGUACGAGGAUGCCGCGACGGCGGCGGAACUGGACGAGCAACAUGCCGAGGAGCUUAUGGACCGGCUCCGAUCCGAGGUGGUGGAAGAUCCCCCCGAGGGAGUGUCGCUCCUUGUACGACCUGCGUCUGACGUGGCCGGCACUGGCGUCGCGCGGUUACGUUGCGGCGCUGACAUUGUGACGUACAUGACGGCGCUCCGUGACGGCGACGCCAGCAUUCCCGCCGAUACGUUGUCGUACCCGCACGGCGAGAUUCGGCUUCCGCCGCGGCCGCCGCCGGUGCUGUCGUUUGAGUUGUUUGUUGAGACGGAUCCGUUGUUUAUGGUGCUGGCGGCACCGGAGGCGGCGACUGCGGCGGCGGGGGCGGCGGGGGCGGCUGGCGGCGCCGUCGCGGCGGGGCUACACAGCAGGCGGGAGAAAGGCUGGGUGGAGGUGUCGUUUACUCUGAUGGGUCCGCUGGGCGCCAUGAGCUGCUUGCCGCCAGCCAUGCGGGCGGCGUUGGUUUCGGAGGCGGACCUUGCGGAAGCAUCCGAAGUGGACGAGCAAGCCGCCACGGACCUGGCGGCUGCUCGCAAUGCGGCGGCGGAGGCGGCGGCAGCAGUGGAAGCGGCGGUGGCUGGGAGAGCGGGGCCGGAUGAGGGUGAGGGAGGCGAGAACGAGGAGGAUGAAGGCAUGGAGGAGGAUGAGGAGGUUGCGGCGUUGACGGAGGCGGCUGUAGCGGCGGCGCAGGCGGUGGCGCAGCUGCCGCCGCCGGGUGCGGCGUCGGGGGAGCUGCUGGCGCAUGCGCCGUCGACGUGGUUGGCUCCCCCGCCGGAGGAAGCUCUGACGGCGGCGGCUCUGGACGCGGCGUGCAAGCGCGCGGCGUUAAUAGCUGACCGACUCGGACUGCAGGGGUUCGUGCAGAUCGAGGCCUUUGUGGCUUCCGACAGUGGCGAGCUGGCAGUGUACGACAUCAACGGCAGUCCCGACCUGGGGCCGGAUAGCCCCAUCUGGAGGCAAGCCGCCGCCGCAGGACUUCUGCCCCAGGACUUCCUCCGGGAGCUGCUGGGACUGGCCAUCCAGGCGUCCACCUCACCGGAAGGCGUUCGGGCGACGUACGAAGCGCAGUUAGAGGCUGUGGAGCGGGAGGGCUGGGAUCUUGACGAGGACGAGACGUACAACAGUCAGUACGGCGUGGACGACGAAGAGGGGGAGCUGCGUGCACGCGGCGAUGACGAGGACGAUGAGGAUGUGGAAAGCGAGGGGGGCCGGGGUGGGCUGGGCGAUGAGGGGGAUGGUGAGGAGUAUGAUAUGUUGGGGCAGUUAGAGGAGAUGCGGGCGGGCGCGGGCGCGGAGGAGGAGGAGGAGGGCGGGGACGGCUGUUUGGCGCGGGAAGAUGGCAAGAGGUUGGGCUGGUUGGGGCCCUAAGUUGCAGCCUCAUCAGCCGGCGGCCUGAGGGGGGCCCCCAGCAUUGGUCUCUCCUCCUCAUCCUCGCACCCACUUAAAACCUAAAACUUUAAGUGGUGUUGUUGCGGCUGCAGCUGCUCUAUCAGCACUGGUGCUACCCAGUACAGUAUUAUACAUACAGACAUACGUACAUAUAUAGGUCAGGCACUACUGGUAGAGCACGUACUUAUGCAACCGGAGAUUCCGGAAUCGAGACCUGUCAGGGUCGGACAAUCUUUCCGAUGGUGGAAGUGGUGGAAAGUGCCCCUAGGUGAUGAACGGUGGUGACCUGGGAUAAAGAAUUAGACCUGCGAGCUGACCAGGAAUGGAGUUGAGCCGCCGUCGAUCCGACAGAGUCCUUUGGAUGCCGGUGGUAGGUGCUGAACCUGAGCUAUCCACUGAGAAGUUGACUAGGGUGACUAGAUGAGGGUGCCCCGAAAUACCGGGGAAGGCAGGGUUUCGCCUGGUAGCGGCCACGGGUG
This is a messenger RNA of Volvox carteri f. nagariensis, 8990 nucleotides long. RefSeq lists its product as uncharacterized. Bases 1 to 8490 code for a protein of 2829 amino acids. Gene Ontology annotation, biological process: peptidoglycan biosynthetic process. The transcript has 30 exons. Gene Ontology annotation, molecular function: D-alanine-D-alanine ligase activity. The record is from RefSeq and is a predicted model, not a curated record. NCBI's taxonomy places the organism in Eukaryota, Viridiplantae, Chlorophyta, Chlorophyceae, Chlamydomonadales, Volvocaceae.